This is a messenger RNA of Miscanthus lutarioriparius, 873 nucleotides long. Lineage: Eukaryota; Viridiplantae; Streptophyta; Magnoliopsida; Poales; Poaceae. The record is from the annotation of a GenBank genome assembly.
AUGGGCCAGGUCGAGAGCCAGGCCACUCCUCCGGCGGAGGACCCUUCUCCACCCGCCGUGGAGCCGUCGCCGCCGUCUCCUGCCCCGCCUCCAUCCUCCCUUGAGGCGCUUGCUGCAGAGGCCAUGUCGUUUGAUGAGGAUGACACUGAGGAGUCAAUCGAUGUGAAGGUACAGAAAGCUCUGGACUGUCCAUGUGUUGCUGAUUUGAAAAAUGGUCCUUGUGGAGGUCAAUUCGUCGAUGCAUUUUCCUGCUUUCUCAGGAGCACAGAAGAAGAGAAGGGAUCAGAUUGCGUGAAACCCUUCAUCGCAUUGCAGGACUGCAUCAAAGCAAAUCCAGAGGCAUUCUCUAAGGAGAUUCUAGAGGAAGAGGAGAAUGAUGAGGAGGCAGAAAAGUCCAACCUGAAAGUCAGAGCUCCAUCAUGGUCCAGAGAAUCCAAGCCUAAGAUCCGACAAACACAAUUCCUACCUCGUGUAAAAUUGUAUGACAUCAUUAUUGAGUUGCAUAAAGAGUGUGCUGCAAUGUGGGCAUACCAUUCAUCUAUAUGCCAAAUGCAUAGGGGAACUGAACCUAUUGGUGGAAAGGAAAUAUCUAUCAUUGAUCUUGUUAUUAAGGAGCAUUUCUAUCAAAACAAAGCUUCGGACUGUGCUGGCAGUGACGAGAAGCAGGAUGCAGCAGCAUGCGGCGGAUACGAAGAGGGAGACGAGGAGGAGGCGUGGCCGGCAGCAUGCUUCGGCCAGUACAGGACGCAGGUGGAGCUGCCCGAGAACGUGGACAUGGAUAAGAUCGGCGCGGAGGUGAGGGACGGCGUGCUCUACCUCACCAUACCCAAGCUGACAGCAGGGGGCAAGGUCGUCAACAUCCAGGUGCAGUGA